ACUCUUUCCCUCACAAAAUUUAGCAUAUCAAUUAAGCUAAAAGAGUGAAAGUUGUCUUAAUGAAUGAUAAAGUUAUUAUCACCAAUUAAAAAAUCACGAAGUUAAGUCAUCAAUAUAAUUUUCUAAAAAAAAAAUAUAAAGUAAUCUAGAUCCUUAUAGUCUGAAGUAAUUUAUAAUGAGAAUUUUAGUGAAUUUCGUUGGCUAAAAAUAAAAUCUGAGAGAAAACUAUGAGGAAAAAAGAAAAAGAAGUUACACGUGUUUCAACAAGAAGCACAGAUUUCAUUGAAUCGCCAAAACUCAAAUUUUAUUCAUCCCCACAUCACAAAUCUUGUUUAGAUUCUACAAAAUUCCAUUCUCUCGUAUAUAACACCCAACACAAAUUUCACUACACACAACAACACACUUUGAAUGAACUCAAAACAACCUUAGAACACAAGAACAAAUUGGAAGAAAAGUAAGCUAAGUUUCCAGUCUGUUUGAAAUGCCCACCAUUUAUUUGAGCAGAACACCUCCAUGUGUUACCCUUUUUCCUUCCAAGAUUCAUUUUUGCCUUUCAAAUUCACCUGUUAAUUCAUUCUUGUAUAGUUUCAAACCCAAAAGAUUUCAUUUCUUGAAACCAUGUUCUUCCUUGAGGGAAACCAAGAAACAGCAGACCCUUUUGAAGACACCAAACAAAACACCUCAGAGUUUAAGGAGGCUGCUUAAAAAUGAUGAUGAGAGUGACAGUGGGUCAGGAGAUACUGGUAAUGAUGCUAUUAAAGGUACCAUUUUGGCUGGCCUUUUGAUUGUCGGUGUCGUUGGGGGAUUUGGUACUGUGGGGUACAUUUACAAGGACCAGAUCAAUGCUUUCUUGAAUCACUUCUCUGUCUUUAUUGAAGGUUAUGGGCCAGCUGGAUAUGCUCUUUUUGUUGCAGUUUAUGCUGGACUAGAAAUCCUUGCAAUACCUGCCAUUCCAUUGACCAUGUCGGCUGGUCUUCUAUUUGGCUCUGUCACUGGGACCAUCAUUGUUUCCAUUAGUGGAACGGUGGCAGCAAGUGUUGCGUUCUUGAUUGCCAGAUAUUUUGCUCGCGAACGUAUUCUUAAGUUGGUCGAAGGGAACAAGAAAUUUCUUGCAAUAGACAAAGCAAUUGGAGAAAAUGGUUUCAAAGUUGUUACUCUUCUCCGUUUGAGCCCUUUGCUUCCAUUUUCUCUUGGGAAUUAUCUUUAUGGACUUACUUCAGUUGAGUUUGUACCAUAUGUUCUAGGAAGUUGGCUAGGAAUGCUUCCUGGAUCAUGGGCUUACGUGAGUGCAGGUGCAUUUGGCCGCGCAAUUAUUCAAGAAGGAUCUGAAAUUAGCCUAGGAGGAGGAAACCAGCUAUUGACCCUUGGGGUUGGUUUAUUGUUUACAGCACUUGCUGCUGCUUAUGUAACGCGGCUCGCCAAGGACGCUGUUAAGGAUAUUGAGUAGGCAGAGUUACUGUGCCCUAAUCAAGUUGAGCUUACAUGCCCUUUUAUCAACAUGCACAACUAAAAAGGACAGCUUCCGCUUUACAAGUACAACUGCCUCGUGUAAACUGAAAAACGUUAUAUUGUUGAUAAAGUCAGAUAGGAAAAGUUGAACUGUAUCAACUUAAUUGUAUCAUAUCCUUGUGUGCAAGCAUCGCAUUGCUAAUGUCUCUCGUUAACUACCUCUGCUGGUGAACUCAUGUUAGGGGAAACAGAACACAAAAGUAAUAGAAGGAUUUUGCGCCCUACUUGAGCUUAA
Molecule: messenger RNA, 1744 nt
Organism: Capsicum annuum
Lineage: Eukaryota; Viridiplantae; Streptophyta; Magnoliopsida; Solanales; Solanaceae
Product: TVP38/TMEM64 family membrane protein slr0305
Exons: 7
Coding region: 482-1447 (321 amino acids)
Source: RefSeq, a predicted model, not a curated record